AUGCAGAACCAAGAGAUCUCUGGAUGUAUGGGACCAGACAACCAAACAACUGUGUCAGAAUUCCUCCUCCUGGGCCUUUCUGAGCAUCCAGAGCAGCAGCUGCCCCUCUUUGGGCUCUUCUUGGGCAUGUACAUGGUCACUGUGGUUGGGAACCUUCUCAUCAUCCUGGCCAUUGGCUCUGACUCCCACCUCCACACUCCCAUGUAUUUCUUUCUUUCCAACUUGUCCCUGUUGGAUGUCUGUCUAGUUACUACCUUGGUCCCCAAGAUGCUGGUGAACCUCCUAACACACAAUAAGGCCAUCUCAUAUGCUGGAUGCUUUGCUCAGAUGUACUUCUUCAUUGUUUUUGCUUGUUCAGACAAUUUACUCCUCACCGUGAUGGCCUAUGACCGCUUUGUGGCCAUCUGUCACCCUCUACAGUAUGUCACUAUGAUGAGUCCACGCAUUUGUGGCAUCUUGGUUCUGAUGGCAUGGACUAUUAGUCUUCUAAACUCAAUUCUCCAAAUUAUAAUGGUGAUGCAGCUGUCCUUCUGCACAGAACGUGGAAUUUCCCACUUUUUCUGUGAUAUCAGUGAGGUUAUGAAAAUCUCUUGUUCUGAUACCCUCAUCAAUAAUAUCUUAAUAUAUUUUGUAACUGGUCUGCUAGGUGUUCUCCCUUUCACAGGGAUCCUUUUCUCUUACGGUCAGAUCUGUUCCUCAAUAUUGAGAGUUCCAUCACCUGGAGGAAAAUAUAAAGCCUUUUCUACCUGUGGGUCUCACCUCUCUGUUGUUUCAUUAUUCUAUGGCACUGGACUUGGAGUAUAUCUGAGUUCCUCAGCUACCCACUCCUCCUGGAAAAUCUCAGUUGCCUCCAUGAUGUACUCUGUGGUCACCCCCAUGCUGAAUCCUUUCAUUUAUAGUCUGAGGAACAAGGACAUGAAGGAAGCCCUGAGGAAGUUCGUUAGCAGAACAGGCUCUUCUAAAUGA
Messenger RNA from Dromiciops gliroides (monito del monte), 966 nucleotides. Its product is annotated as olfactory receptor 7A10-like. NCBI's taxonomy places the organism in Eukaryota, Metazoa, Chordata, Mammalia, Microbiotheria, Microbiotheriidae. Gene Ontology annotation, molecular function: G protein-coupled receptor activity; olfactory receptor activity. Gene Ontology annotation, biological process: G protein-coupled receptor signaling pathway. The transcript has 2 exons. Gene Ontology annotation, cellular component: membrane. Bases 1 to 966 code for a protein of 321 amino acids. The record is from RefSeq and is a predicted model, not a curated record.